AUAGUACAGGUACAACUGAUCUCUCAGUGCAGCUGGAGCAAUGUCCCUUGACGUUGGUUGUCAAAUAUUAGUAAUACCUGCUUUAGGCAGGAAUUUUGAGUUGGGAGGUUUGUAUGACAGCCGCAAUGAUCAGCUCUUGCCAGGCUUUUCACUAUGGAAUAAACCCGAAUUGGCGUCACCUCACUUGAAUGUAACCCGUCAAAACCGUACAAGUUAUGUCCUAGUUGCGUCAGAUAAACUGAGUGAAAAACUGGAAAAACUGGAACUAAAUGGCUCACUUCAGUUGAGUAUUAUUUUUGGCUUGAUUAAACUUACUGGAUCAGCCAGUUUCCUAAAUGAAAAAAAGAACACUCACCGCGAAUCAAGCAUUCACGUUCGAUGUCAUCACGGCACUCUGGUCAAGUCACUCACUAUGGACCAUCUGGGAAAAGACAAAAUCACUCACCUUGCUCUUGCUAAAAGUGGAGCAAAUAAUUUAGCGACACAUGUCGUAACACAAAUACAAUACGGGGCUAACGCCACCUUUACCUUUCGAAAACGGAUCAACCAAAGAGAAGACAAGAAAUCAACUAAGGGCAAGCUAGAACUCUGUGGAAAUGUUCUUAUCAAAGUGUUAGGUGGUUCAGUGGCAGGCCAAGGUGACGGUGGGAGCGUGGAUCUUGACAUUGACAACGAUACAGGUAUCGAAUGUCAAUUUGAAGGUGAUUUCAAAAUUCCACCAGAUUUUAACACUCCGACCACCUACAAAGAGGCCAUCAAGUUUGCAGGACGAUUUAAUCACGUCUUAUCUCAAUCGAUAACGAAAGACACUGCAGUUGGAAAUGAACCGCUUGGCUUACCUUGUAUCGUCACGCUCUAUCCCCUCGUGAAGCUACCGGGAGCCGAGGAUGCUCCUUUUCUUAAAAAUCAAAUCAAUGAUAUCCUGGCGUCCCAGUGCGUUCGUUUAUUGGAAGCCUAUGAAGAAAUAGAAGAAAAAAUUGAAGAUUUACUUGGCGAUUCACUGGGUAGUAAAAUUCGUCCGUUUCGCAAGAAACUUGAACGUUUUCGUGAACGAUUUACCUCGUUCCGGACCGACUUAUUGUUGAAACUUAAAGAGGUACUUGUCAAAAUUCGAAGCGGCGAGCAUGAUGUUGCCUUCCUACAGCAAUUUCUGGACCGCACUCGUGAUGAACAAUUCUUCUUCCAUCCCAAUCGCAUUAGCUCAUGGCUAGGAGAAAAACACAAAGAGCUUUGCAUGGCGAAAAGAUUUCAAGAUAAACUUACCGUUCAGCUGUUGGAUGAAAAGCAUUGCAUGGCGAAAAGAUUUCCAUUCGGAAUUACCUUUCAGCAGUUGGCAGGAUAUAAAGACAGGAUUCUUAUUUUCCCUACCAAGAAAAAAAUCCAUGAACACAUGAUGCCUCCAUCCAUUCGUCAUGCUAUUCACUUUGUGCUCACGUCAAUGGCAUCCCCGGAAUAUUUCCUCCAGCUCACUGAAACAAGGCUUGAUUUAAGUGAUACUGCAGGAAAUUCACCUACCGUAGACAAAGAACAGAAAUGGUAUAGGGACCACAAGGUUGUUGCGCACAUUGAAGAAGAAAUGUCAGACUACAUCGAAUUCGUCAAAGCAAACAUAAACGAUCAGGGAAUUGUUUUUGCCAUGACAGUCCUUGAAGUUCAUGACGAAGAGUGUGCUUCCGGAUCGUCCGUGUUUGUCUAUGAAAAUGGAAUAAUAGCCAGAAAGAAUUACGAGUUGCCCGGAAUUCCGCGUUCAGUCAACAUCAAAUGGGAUGAGGAUUCAAACCAGAUCGUUACUUUCUUAGCUCCUACCAAGGGAGAGAUUCUACGGUAUCGAAUUAAUCGUACCGAGAAUUUCGAGCAUGUGAGCUCCAUCGUCGAAGAUCCGUUUUUUGUUUUACCGAUAAAAAAUGCUCUAGCCAUGAUUGACUGCGAACAAAUGGAGAUCACUGUGACAGCAGAAUGCCUUUACGGCAGUGGUCCACCUUACAAAGCCGCUAUCCUUGGAACAGAUGGAACAGAUAUGAGAACACUACUGGAAUCGGUUUACUAGUCUGGAGAACUAAUCUGGAAUGGUGAACUAAUCAGAGUUUAACUGAAAACCGAUACGGUGAAACGUUACAACACGUUCCAUCGAUAUCCCACGAAAACGAAAGGAUUAAAUCUAUAAAUGUUUAACUAAAAAAAUUCGUCAAAUUAAAGGGGAAAAUAUAACAACAUGAAUGUAUUAAUCGAUUUACCACCUCUUUAUGUAGAAUACAACCUAGGUGCUGGCAA
This is a messenger RNA of Daphnia magna, 2271 nucleotides long. Its product is annotated as neoverrucotoxin subunit alpha. NCBI's taxonomy places the organism in Eukaryota, Metazoa, Arthropoda, Branchiopoda, Diplostraca, Daphniidae. The record is from RefSeq and is a predicted model, not a curated record.